Cydia fagiglandana is the source of this 3510-nucleotide messenger RNA. Its product is annotated as transmembrane protein 135-like. NCBI's taxonomy places the organism in Eukaryota, Metazoa, Arthropoda, Insecta, Lepidoptera, Tortricidae. Bases 304 to 1497 code for a protein of 397 amino acids. The record is from RefSeq and is a predicted model, not a curated record. The transcript has 9 exons.
UGUAUGCUCGUUUCACUCGUCUCGACUCGCGAUUCUCGUUCUCAUUAUCAUUUUCGAUAUAAUAAAGUGACUGGUGUGGACUCAAGCUAAUAUAAGUGAUAAUAAACACGCCUUUCUUGGUUUUUUGGUGUUAUUUGCAAUUCAAAUGACAAUUACAUAACAUAAUUAGAAAAUAAAAAAACUUUGAUUAUUAAGACGAUGUAUUUUGACAUGGUAUAAGAUUAUUAAGACGUAUGCUUUUUGGUGAUCCAUUUUUAAGCUUGCGGUUAAUACCUACUUCAAUUGAAGCGUUAAUUUGUAAAUAUGGUGGAAGUGAGUAAGUUUUGGUUCGACAAGGCCUGUAGGCAUCGGGAGUGUCACAACAUAAUCCAUCCAUGGACUUACAAGUGUAGUGAUGCGACAAUAAGCAUGCUAGCAAGUAACAUUAAAGGGGCUUACAAAUUCUAUGCCAUGGUAUACCUGAUUCAAAUCUUGAUGAAAGGCAAGAAACUGAGUAAAGAAGAGAUGCUGGAACAGUUUAAGCUGUAUCUUAAGUCUGGAGUAUUCGGCCUCACUGUCGGAAGCUCUUUUGUCACAUUAAACUGCAUAUUCAGGAAAUUGUUCUUCAGCGAGUUCACUUACUAUAAGACAGUAUUGCUGCCUUGCACCAUCAGUGGUCUAGCGGUGUACUGUGAACCACCAUACAGGAGGGUGAUGGUUGUUAACCUUUUCGUUAACUUGGUAUUUGAAUAUUGGUUAAGGACACUAGAAAUGAAGGGUUGGCUCCGACGGUCCCCUGGCAGGGAAACGCUUAUCUUCAUGCUUGGAAGUGCUGUCUUCUUCUAUCUGAUGCGAAAAGAACGAGAGAAUCCGAAACGGACUCCUUUGUUUUGGUUCUUCACGCCUCCCCGCGUGUCGAAACAAGUAGGGGAGCCGGUGGAAGGCGUUGGAGGCAGGAGCCCGGCUUGUCCCCACGCGGGGAAUUGUGUCAACUACGUGUUGAAGGGUACAGCGCAGCUAUUUGGCGUCGGCUGCGCUAUGACGAUGCUCCGGCAGAUCAUCCCUAAGAUACUGACUCCGACGAAAGCGUUCAAGUCUUUGAAGUUCUCGCAUAUGAAACUUGGCAUUUUCUUCGGAGGUUACAUUGGAAUUUAUAGGUUGGUAGUGUGCCUGCUGUGCCGCGCGCGCGGGCGCGACAGCGCGCUGUGGGCGCUGCCGGCGGGCUUCCUGGCCGGCGCCGCCUUCCGCGUGGCGCCCUCCACGCCCAUCGCCUUAGCACCCCUCACCUCCACCCUACAGAUCCUGGGCUCGUGGGGCUACCAGAAAGGCCUCAUCCCCGAGUACCUGCCGCUAGUGGAGCUGCUAUACUGCCUGUGCCAAGGCCUGCUCUUCCACGCGCGCGUCAUGCACGAGGACGUCUGUCCGCGCUACAUCAUCAACUUGAUGCACACCGUCACUAGUAACCGAGCCGAUGAAAUCCAGCAAGGUUUUGUACAAAAAGUUUUGAAAGCACUAUAAAGUAUGCACAAAAUUGAAAUUAUUUGUUUUUAGCAAAAUGUUACACUAAAUAUUAUAUUAUAAUAUUAUUUAACAAUGUUUAAUUACUUAGCGAUUCUGUGAUGAUUACGUUAUAAUUUGUGGUACAGGGUUAAUUUAAAUUUGGUGUUCUGUUUUGUCGUUAUUUUGGCGGUGUUUGGUUAUCUCUAUUUAUUUUAUAAGGAAUUUUGUGAGGAGAUUCAAAUAUUAGUAAAUCAUUUCAAUAUGGAUGAUACUUAUCUCUAAUUUUUAGUGUUUGAUACCGAAAUGCUCCUCACGAAACAAGCGACUAUUUCCAUAUUAAAUAUUAUCAAUGGUUGCCUUAUAAAGGUGUUGGUAGCAGUAAGAUUUAAGAUCAGUGGCGUAGACUAUAGAUUAUUAUUUUAGUGAAUACCACGUAAAACUAGUAGGUAUUGCUUAAUUUUAAGGUGUUAGGGGAACUACAGCUACCGGGCCUACCGCUCAACUUAGAAGGCUCGCUAGGGAGUUGUAUAGGAGCUCUUCAAAAGCUAAAUAAAGUAGCUAAGUUUGGUACUAAUGGUGAAGAAUUUUUACUAACUGAGCAUAACACAUAUUACUUACACAAACGGGUCUACCGCGAUAUAAUUUCAUAAUUUUUACCUUAAACUCCGACACACCACCACACCGCACACCGCCGAACUUAACCAAACCACAGUGAACCAUAAUAACUUCACAUUCCAUAAGAACAGUCUGAAUUGAGCGGUAGACAGGGGCCCACUGAUUAUCAGUCCGCCAGACGAUAUCGACCUGUCAGUUAAAAGCAAAACUUGACAGCUCUGAACAACUGACAGGCUGAUAUCGUCCGGCAAACUGGUAAUCUGUGGCCCCUGGUGAGAGUAUGGUGAUAUGAAUGCUUUGCCACUGAUCCGUAUAGUAUCGAACUAAAGACAAUUAUAAAUAUGUAGAUUAUAGAGCUAUAAAACAUCGAACACAAGCAAAUUUUCUCUUAUAUUGUCUUGAUUGUAAUUGUUGAAUGUGGAAACUAUACACUACGAAUCUAUAUCACAAAAUAUGCGUUUAUGUUCAUAUUAAAUACAUAGGUGCGUAUGCCUUGAAAAAUAUUUUAUUAAUUUGACCAUUGUUAAGCAUGUAAAGAAGAUACGCUUUCGGCGGGCAGAUCAAUGUACGAAAAUGAUUGUGCACCACUCCAUAAUACAUAAGGGAGUCCAAUUUCAUAGUACCUAAGUGCCGGAGUAAAAGACUAAAUUAACGAGAUUAUAUUUGUGUUAUCGCGAAAUUAAACAUAAGUAUGGAAAACAUAUUUGAAUUUGUAUUAUUAUAAGACUUCCUACUGCAAAGUUAGAUUGCUUGCUUCCAAAGCGAAGACUGUCAAAAUACCAAAUUAUAAUAUACGAGAUGAAAGUUAUAAAUCUGUGUUUUACCUGAGUAUUAAAAUAAUAAUUCAUAAAGUGCUUCUUGCAUCCAUUAAAUUAGUGGUUUCGAAUAUUGUAUUACAUAAACAUAUUAGAUUAUGUUACGUGAAUCAUUUUUUUAACAAACUUAAACUACCUACUAAAAUUGGAGCGAAAGAAAUCAACUGAAGAACUGAACGAAUGCGAACGCCCCGCCGAGCGCUCCGCUCCGAGCGUCCACUCUGGCCGCGUAGCCAAGAUGCCAAUCGCUGACGCUCCGUAGCGAUCGAAACGCAACUGUCACUGUCGCACUAAUAUGGAAGAGUGAUAGAGAGACAUAAAGCUUUUCGUUGUCGAAGCGAUAGCGAUUGUAACCUUGGCUAGGCCUACAGGCCUUACACUAAGGUUGCAUGAACAAGCAUUGCAUUUAUGACAUAUAUUUUUUAAGUACUAGAAAAUGCACAAAUAGUGAAUCUAAGUCGAAUGUUUAUUAGAAAUUAUCUAUAUUUAUUCGUACGGAUAAGCACAAGUUCGGUUUGGGAUUAUUCUGGAAUGAUUAUAAAAUGUUCUGUUAGUGAUUGUUAUAUUAUAUUUUUAUAAUAAAACGGUUUUGUAUUAUAAA